Capsella rubella is the source of this 1622-nucleotide messenger RNA. Its product is annotated as spermine synthase. The record is from RefSeq and is a predicted model, not a curated record. Gene Ontology annotation, molecular function: spermidine synthase activity. The transcript has 12 exons. NCBI's taxonomy places the organism in Eukaryota, Viridiplantae, Streptophyta, Magnoliopsida, Brassicales, Brassicaceae. Gene Ontology annotation, cellular component: cytosol. Gene Ontology annotation, biological process: spermidine biosynthetic process. Bases 409 to 1488 code for a protein of 359 amino acids.
ACACAGAGAAAGAGCCUGAGAGAGAGAGAGAGAGAGAGAGAAGUGAGAAACGCAACAACACACCACCGAAAGAUUUUUAAAAAAGAUAGAGAGAGAGACACACACACUCAAAUCAGAGAGUCCAAAUUCGAAAGAGAACGAAUCUAAUUCCUUCUUCUUCUUCUUCUUCUUCCUUUUUUUCAAUCAUUACUUUAAUCUUCUUUCCCGCUCACUGUUCCUUCUUCCAGAUCAUUGUUUAGUUUCUCUCUUCUCCGCCGUUUCACGACCAGAAUAGUCCCAUUUGGUGGAUGCAAUACGAGAAAUCUCGUCUUUUUUUGGGUAGAUGGAUUUCCCAAGUUAUACACUUCUAUAAUCGGACCAACCGUUCUAUUAUACAGAGGCUGGAGCUGGAGAAGAAAAGGAUUGUCUAUGGAGGGAGACGUCGGAAAAGGUUUGGUAUGCCCGAAGACUAUGGAUGGGAAGGCGAGUAAUGGAAAUGGUUUAGAGAAGGCUGUACCUACUUGUUGCCUUAAGGCCAUGGCAUGUGUACCUGAGGAAGAUGCUAAGUGCCACUCCACUGUUGUUUCUGGCUGGUUCUCUGAACCUCACCCUCGCUCUGGGAAAAGAGGCGGCAAGGCAGUCUAUUUCAAUAACCCUAUGUGGCCAGGAGAAGCGCACUCAUUGAAAGUUGAGAAAGUUCUGUUCAAAGACAAGUCAGAUUUUCAGGAAGUCCUAGUGUUUGAGUCAGCCACAUACGGAAAGGUGCUUGUUCUAGAUGGUAUUGUACAGCUGACUGAAAAAGAUGAAUGUGCAUAUCAGGAGAUGAUAGCCCAUCUGCCUUUAUGUUCUAUAUCUUCCCCGAAAAAUGUUCUUGUUGUUGGUGGAGGUGAUGGUGGUGUUCUUCGAGAGAUUUCUCGCCAUAGUUCUGUUGAGGUUAUUGACAUCUGUGAGAUAGACAAAAUGGUUAUAGAUGUGUCUAAGAAGUUCUUCCCCGAGUUAGCGGUUGGAUUUGAGGAUCCUCGUGUUCAACUCCACAUUGGUGAUGCUGCUGAGUUCCUCCGUAAAUCCCCUGAAGGGAAGUAUGAUGCUAUCAUUGUUGAUUCUUCAGAUCCCGUUGGUCCUGCUCUAGCUCUUGUUGAGAAGCCUUUCUUCGAAACACUGGCAAGAGCGUUGAAGCCUGGAGGAAUUCUUUGUAACAUGGCGGAAAGUAUGUGGCUCCAUACUCAUCUGAUAGAAGAUAUGAUUUCCAUUUGCCGUCAAACAUUCAAAAGUGUUCAUUAUGCAUGGAGCAGCGUCCCCACAUAUCCAAGUGGCGUGAUUGGUUUCGUCUUGUGCUCUACCGAUGGACCAGCUGUUGAUUUCAAGAACCCAAUCAACCCAAUUGAGAAACUAGAUGGUGCAAUGACCCAUAAAAGAGAACUGAAGUUUUAUAACUCUGAUAUGCACAGAGCAGCAUUCGCUUUACCCACAUUCCUGCGGAGAGAAGUGGCUUCACUUCUGGCUUCUUAAGUUCUGUUUGGCUCUACGUUAUCCCUCAUAUCAAACUUUGUAAACUCUUGAAGAGGAAUAAUAAAUAAUUGGAAGCUUUGUAUCUCUAAGCUUACUCCUAUAUAAAAGACUUCUAUUUAUAUAUAUUGACUCUA